GGGACCCCUAAGCUAAGGGAUGCCAUCUACUGUAAGAGGUUUUAAUAUCUACUGGGACAUAGUUACCAUUUCAUAUUUCUUCAUCACUGUGUAUUUUCAACUUUUAGGGGUUGAGCCUGGCUCUGUGGUAAUAACAGAUGUGGCAGUGGAUUCCUUUUUCAAGCCCCAGUUUGAGCAAGUGAUCUUAGACCGUGUGGUGACACGAAGCACAGAGCUUGACCAAGACUUGGCUUCUGAGUUACUUGAAUGCAGCAGAGGGAUUAAGGACUUCCCAGCACUAAUGGGCCAUACAAUGUGCACGUAUGAUUUUUAUGAGGGCCAAGGACGGUUAGAUGGAGCAUUGUGCUGCUUCUCGAAUGAAAAAAAGCUAGAGUAUUUAAAAAGAGCAUACGAUGCCGGCGUGAGAAACAUAGAAAUGGAAUCCACAGUUUUUGCUGCGAUGUGCAAGCUUUGUGACCUGAAAGCUGCAGUAGUCUGUGUGACUCUCCUUAAUCGACUUGAAGGGGAUCAGAUCAGAGCCUCUCAUGAAGUUCUAGCUGAGUAUCAGCGACGACCUCAGCAACUGAUUGCAACAUUGAUCAAAAAACACCUUGGGCUGAUUAAUGACAAGGAAUUAUUAGACAAUGCAGUAGUCUAAAAUAUUGCAGAAUCAAUGAGCCUGGAACAGCAUAAUAUUCAUGGAUGCGAAUUACGAAUGGUAGGUACAUUGACACUGUUGGGUUUUUGUAUGAAGCACAAGAACAGGAAAAGAGUGAAUUGAAAAACAAUUUCACCGAUACUUUGAAUUUAGGAGGAGGAAAAACUAAUUUUAAAUCCGAAUAUAUAAUUUUUUACCUACAAGAACAUAUUGGAUUAUUCUUGUUGCCUUCAGAAGAAUUUUCUGCGUUAUUAACGAUGGUAGCUAGAAUGAAUAUUAGUUAAGUAGCAGCUGAAGGCAAAGAAAGGAAUGAAACCACUAAGUGUUUGAAAGGUGUGGUUUAAAGCCCAGCAUGUUCUGUACGAGUGGUCUUCACUGGGGAAGAUCAGUCUGGAACAUUUCAAAUAGCUAUCUAUAGGCUAUUUCAACUUGGCUACCCUAAUAUUGAUUUGGAUCGAAAUUAUUUUUUUUUAAUUUUUUUUUGGUAAAAAGUUUUAUUUUCAUUUUCCAACAACCUAUUCAAUAUACAGUCUCUUAUUCAACAUUAAUCAUUAACUUUCAUUUGUUACUUAUUCGGACCUGCCCAGCUACCACUUCCUUCCUUAACAAACCUUUCCUCCUCCCUUCUCUACUUUCUUCUACUUUCUUCAUCCUUCCUCUCCUUCGCUUUUCUACGUCCUCUCCUCUUUCCCUACUCUUCUCUUCCACCCUUUCUAACCCUCUCUCUUUCCCCUUUCUUCUUCCUCUCCUUUCCCCUUUUUCUACCUCUCUCUUUCCUACCUACUUUCUUCCUUCACUCCCUCCUCUCCCUCUCCAUUCCCUUCUGAAAUGGCAGCUGAGCAGCCCCGCUUUCAUUUCAAAUUAUUUCUAUUUCUUAAUUACAUAUCUUCAAUCAUUCCUUUACA
This is a messenger RNA of Ahaetulla prasina, 1542 nucleotides long. It is a transcript of the gene UPP2, whose product is annotated as uridine phosphorylase 2. The coding region runs from base 20 to 637 and encodes 205 amino acids. Gene Ontology annotation, molecular function: uridine phosphorylase activity. The transcript is spliced from 3 exons. Gene Ontology annotation, cellular component: cytosol. NCBI's taxonomy places the organism in Eukaryota, Metazoa, Chordata, Lepidosauria, Squamata, Colubridae. The record is from RefSeq and is a predicted model, not a curated record. Gene Ontology annotation, biological process: uridine catabolic process.